AGGGGCUCCCGGUCCCCUGGCCGGGCGGUGACUCGGUAACGCUUCUGCUUCCUCGGGCUGAGGGUAACCACGGGCCCCUUGCACGUAGAUAAGGGCAGCCCCGAAACUGCAGCCAGUGAGGGAGGACCCCGGGGUUUGCUCCAGAGCGUGGCUGACACCAUCCUGGAGGUACCAAACCUCCCUGCGCCCGUCUCACCCUGACCCACAUCAGGCUCUCCCCAGUUUCCUUGCAGGUGGCUGCGAAGCCCCCCCAGCAGCGAUGGAGUCCCCCUGUCUGCCCUGGCUGCAGAGCUUUGACAAGCCGUGCCGCCUGCUGCUCCACGCACUUGCCUCCGGCUCCUCCGGGACGUUGGCUGCCUUCCGAAUGCUGCAGCGGGCCCAGGUCAGCGGGGGACCCGGCCAGGCGUUCCCCUGGCAGACCUUCGUCGCAGCCCUGUGCGCCGAGGAGCCCACGCUGGAGGGGCCGGAGGGGGCCCUGGCUGUUAAGCCGCGGCUGCUGCUGCUCCCUGUCAUGUGCCAGAGAAACCUCUUCUCCCUGCUCCUCAUGGUGCAAACCGCGGUGCCGGGGGGCUGCCUUGGCCAGCUGCUCCAGGCUGUGGAGCAGGAUUCCCAUGUGGAUCCCUGGGUGCGGACGCUGAGGGAUCUGCUCCAGCAGGGACCGAGGGGAGAGGGGUGCUCCCCACCUCCCACUCCUUUGUCUUCUGCAUGCCAGCAGCAGCUGAAGCACCUGUGCCAGAAAAUCACCCAGAACAAACCAGAGAGGCAAAGGAAACUGAACUGGUGCUUCAGCAAGCAGCCCGGUGCUGCUGGGGACGUGGCUUACUCUGUGCUUCGUGGUGGGAAGCGCAAGAAAGUGUCGGAGGAGAGCCUGGAGUUGGAUGAGGAGAGAGAAGGGAAGAGGUUGCUGCUGGAGGAGGUGGCGUUUGAAUCCCCGGGAGCCCAGGAGCAUGGGGAUGGGGCAGAGAUGGAAGAGGAGGUGCCUGGGGAGCCUUCGGGGAACAGAUCUCGGAGCCCGGCCGGAGGUGCUCCAGAAAGCUCCCAGGAGGAUGCAGCUGAGGACCACAGGAAGAUUUCCCAGGCAGAGCUGGCAGCAGAGGUCCAGUCCUUUCUCCAGAAGCACGGACAGAGGCUGAAAAUGCUGCUGCUGCAGGAGUCCGACCACUCAGAGUCAAGCAUCCCACCUGAGAUGCACGUCCUGAACAACUGCUCUCCCAGCCAGCUCGAGGGGCUGUGCUCCUUCCUCCAGCUCUCCACGUGCCCAGAGCACCUCCUGGUGCGUUUCUGCAGCUGGCUGCUGGCUCUCACCCCCAAUCUCAGCUACACCAGCGCAGUCAUCCUGGCAGAGCAGCUCUUCCUCAGGCGAUAUUCCCAGCCUUUCUGUCGAGUCCUGGUGGCUGCGGUCCUGCAGGAUCCAUGGGAAGGCACUGAGCAGACCAAGCUGGUGUGCGACCUCGUGGAGGAGUGCCUGGAGCCAGACUCUGUGCGACUGGUGCUAAGCCAAGUCUUGGAAGUGCCUUUGUCAGAGAAGCUCCUGCCGGUAGUGCAGGCUGUGCUGGGGCGACAGGAGGUGCUGCCCCCUGAACUCUUUGAUCUCCUGGUCCUGACCCUAUGCCGGCAGGCCCCAGCCUUUGCCACGUCACUGAAUUAUGCCAAGCUGGUGACAGCUGUGCUCACCAUGUACCAAAGCCAGGUCACCUCAGCCCACCGGCGCAGUCUGGCUGCUGCUCUAGAUCAGAGCAACGCGGCUCUGAAGAAAUCGCUGCAGGCUGUGCUGGAAGGAGCCAGGUGAGUGCCAAAGGGAACUGCAAGGCGAUGGCUUCCUUGACAGAGGAUGCUCGUUAGGCUGGAGUAGCUGCAGCCCAGUCCCUCACUGGGGUUCACCACCAGCGUGAUGGAGACCGAGCGAGCGUGGGCAGUGGCAGCGGCAUUGUGUGCUCGGCCAGCCAGCCAUCCCAGCCCCACGCACGCCCAGAAGCUUGAAGAUGAGGGUUUUCUCGGUUAAACAAUGAAUAUAUUUCUAGUCAUCCCCGUGUCUGGUCUGUCUCUGGGCCGCCUCAGAGCCCGCCGCCACCGGCGCCUUGCCACACUCAAGAUGGCGCCUCCCGCCUUCCCGCGCUGCCACGCUCAAGAUGGCGCCGCCCUCCCCGCCUCCCCCAAGAUGGCGGCAGAGGAGGAGCUGCGGAGGGGCGGGCUGCGGGACGCGUGGAGCCGCCGCUGCCCUCUCCCUCCCAGCCUCCGGCGGUGGGGGGCACCUCAGAGCCCCGGGCUGCCCCACAGCGGCGCUGGGCCCGCGGGUGUGAGGGGUGGCCGGGCUGAGCAUCGCCUGGAGGGGGGGGGAGUUGUGUAAAGGUGACUUUUUUUUUUUUUUGUAGAUGGUUUGUGCCAAAAAGGUGGCUUUUGU
Messenger RNA from Athene cunicularia (burrowing owl), 2401 nucleotides. It is a transcript of the gene FANCE, whose product is annotated as FA complementation group E. Gene Ontology annotation, cellular component: Fanconi anaemia nuclear complex. Gene Ontology annotation, biological process: interstrand cross-link repair. The coding region runs from base 260 to 1789 and encodes 509 amino acids. The transcript has 11 exons. The record is from RefSeq and is a predicted model, not a curated record. NCBI's taxonomy places the organism in Eukaryota, Metazoa, Chordata, Aves, Strigiformes, Strigidae.